AUGAAAUUACAAUCAUUGGCAGUUGAGAUAAUGAAAUCGGCCCGUGCAGGUGAAACAUCGUUAGAUUUGUGGAAGGGAUAUUGUGAGAAGAUCAAAAAUGUAGUAGAUAAUCUCAAUCACACCAGUAUAUGUUCAAUCAUCCACUCGUUUGGUCACAUGAGAUACAAACAUACGCAAUUACUAUCAGUUCUGUCUACCAAUCUGUAUAAGAGUGUCCCCUUUUUAACAACAAAACAAAUAACCAGUGUACUGAAAUCAUUUUCACUUUUGAAUUUUAAAAAUGAGUUCAUGAUGCAAAUAUUAUCAAAACAUGCAGCAAAAUUGGCACCCAUGAUGAAUCCAUAUGAAUUAAGUACAUUAUUGUAUAGCUAUGCUUCGCUAAAUUCGUGCAAUCUCUAUGUGUUUUACCCUAUAAAAUGCUCUGUCUCUGAUAAAAUAGAUAAAUUUGGGCCAAAAGAAUUAUCUCUUUUAUUGGGUGGCCUAUGCAAGAUUAAUUGUGACGAUUUGCAACUGAUAACAGUGGUUUCGUCUCAUUUUUGCAAGACAAUAUCUAGUAAUGAUCCAAAGUCACUAUCUUUGUCUUCAAAUUAUUUAUUGCGACUUAAACUGGGGAAUUCGAAGAUAGUUGCUAUGUUUAUUGCACGAGAAAUAAUGAGAUAUAAGCCAAAAUUUUCAUCUCAGGGUCUAUCACUUAUCCUAAAUUCUAUUUCCAAAUAUAAUGACGAUAUAUCUUUGUUCCAAAGAUAUUCAAUGAUAAUCCAGUUGCGAAUCGACGAAUUUAACAUACACUCAUGUUGCUUAGUGGCAUCAGCCGUAUCACGAGCUAAUUACAAAGAAAUUAAGCUACUAGAAGUGUUAGCUGAAAGAGUUGGUAAACAAUCAAAUGAAUUAUAUCCCCAAGCAGUAGCGACGUUGGCAUAUUCAUUUGCAAAGCUUAAUCAUUUGCAUGGGCCAUUGAUGUAUUAUUCUGGCAAGCACUUAGUUUCAUAUCUGGAAGAUUACACGCUUGAUCAGAUUUGCAUGAUUAUCAAGUCAUAUUUUAUCUUACACAUAGAUGACAAGGAAGUGUUAGAGUUUGUCAUAAUUUCUCUUAAACAUAAUUGGUGCCUAGAUAAGAGUGGCCAUAAAUUUGCUAUUAAAAAUUCUACGACUUGUGGAUUGUUAUGGAUAAUGGAGUGUUAUGCAGCGUUUUUGAUCGUGAAUGAGGAUGUAUAUAAAUGUAUGGAACUAAUAGUACAAGAAUUGAGUGGCAGAGUGGAUGAGAUGAGUAGGGAGAUGGCAAUAUGUUUGUUACAUGGCAUGUCAUUUUACCAAAUAAAAGAUCUAAACCUAGUGGAUAAAAUAAAUAAGCACUUGGGUAAAUUAACUAGUCUUAAGGGCAAUGAAAUGAGCGAUAGGGAAGCUAGACUUGUGAAGAAUGCAUUGGAAGUUUUAACAAAUUAA
Messenger RNA from Babesia microti strain RI, 1443 nucleotides. Its product is annotated as conserved Plasmodium protein, unknown function. Gene Ontology annotation, biological process: regulation of mitochondrial mRNA stability; mitochondrial RNA processing. Gene Ontology annotation, molecular function: RNA binding. The transcript has 6 exons. The record is from RefSeq and is a predicted model, not a curated record. The coding region runs from base 1 to 1443 and encodes 480 amino acids. Lineage: Eukaryota; Apicomplexa; Aconoidasida; Piroplasmida; Babesiidae. Gene Ontology annotation, cellular component: mitochondrial matrix; ribonucleoprotein granule.